CCACGCGAAAGUGUCAUCAGCUAGGCACCGGUGGCGUGGGUUUCUCUUGUCAAACUAAACUGUUUAUUCUCUCUGAGAACAGUGUAAUUAAUUGCUCGUAAUUUGGGACAAAAUGGCGGAGCGGAAAGGAAGAGCAAAGUUGGACUUUCUGAGAAAGAUUGAAUUGGAAAUCCAGGAGAAAUGGGAGAGGGAGAGAACAUUUGAGCAAGAUGCACCGACAACAGUCGGGGAAAGUGCAAACAAAAACAAGUACCUGGUCACCUUCCCUUAUCCUUACAUGAAUGGCCGUUUGCACCUUGGCCAUACAUUCAGCUUAUCAAAAUGUGAGUUUGCUGUUGGUUACCAGUCUCUUAAGGGGAAAAAAUGCCUUUUUCCUUUUGGGUUGCACUGUACAGGAAUGCCAAUCAAAGCCUGUGCAGAUAAGCUGAAGAGAGAGAUGGAGCUGUAUGGAAACCCUCCACAGUUUCCGGACGAGGAGGAAGAAGAGAAGCAGAAGCCAGUGACAUCUGAUGAAAUCAUUAUCAAGGACAAAGCAAAGGGCAAGAAGAGUAAAGCAGUGGCCAAAUCUGGGUCCUCCACUUUCCAGUGGGACAUCAUGAGGUCUCUGGGCCUAAAUGACCAGGAGAUUGCCAGGUUUGCUGAUGCUGAGCACUGGCUGGAUUAUUUCCCUCCUCUGGCUGUCAAAGAUCUCAAAGGGAUGGGAGUCAAGGUGGACUGGAGGCGUUCAUUCAUCACCACAGACGUGAACCCCUUCUACGACUCCUUCGUCAGGUGGCAGUUUGUUACACUAAAAGAGAGAAAAAAGAUCAAAUUUGGCAAAAGGUAUACCAUCUAUUCUCCCAAGGAUGGACAACCAUGCAUGGACCAUGACAGACAGACAGGAGAGGGAGUCGGACCUCAGGAAUACACCCUGAUCAAGAUGAAGAUUGUUGAACCUUACACAGCAAAAUUCAAAUCCAAAGUCUUUUACAGCAGUGGCAUGAAAGGCAAAAACAUCUUCCUGGUGGCUGCCACUCUUAGACCAGAGACCAUGUUUGGUCAGACCAACUGCUGGGUGAGACCUGACAUGAAGUAUGUUGCCUUUGAGACAACCAGUGGGGACAUCUUCAUCUGCACCAGCAGGGCUGCCAGGAAUAUGUCUUUCCAGGGUUUCACCAAGGAAAAUGGAGUGGUGCCAGUAAUUAUGGAAAUAUUGGGACAGGAUAUCCUCGGCUGUGCCCUGAGUGCUCCUCUGACCUCCUACAAGAUUAUCUAUGCUCUGCCUAUGCUCACCAUCAAGGAGGACAAAGGUACUGGUGUAGUUACCAGUGUACCAUCUGAUGCUCCUGAUGACAUUGCUGCUCUCAGGGAUAUCAAGAAAAAGCAGGCCCUACGGGAGAAAUAUGGAAUUGAGGACAAGAUGGUGCUGCCUUUUGAGCCGAUCCCUAUCAUAGAGAUCCCAGGCUAUGGCAACCUGUCUGCUCCUCUGGUCUGUGAUGAGCUGAAGAUCCAGAGCCAGAAUGACAAGGAGAAACUGGCUGAAGCCAAAGAGAAGGUUUACCUGAAGGGAUUUUAUGAAGGCAUCAUGCUUGUUGAAGGCUACAAGGGCCAGAAGGUCCAGGAUGUCAAGAAGCCCAUCCAGAAGAUGAUGGUUGAGCGGGGUGAGGCCAUGAUCUACAUGGAGCCAGAGAAACAGGUCAUGUCACGUUCAGCUGACGAGUGUGUGGUGGCUCUCUGUGAUCAGUGGUAUUUGGACUAUGGGGAUGCUGAGUGGAAGCAGCAGGCCAAUGAAGCUCUGAAGACUUUGGAAACAUUUUGUGAGGAGACCAGAAGAAACUUUGAGGCAACUUUGGCCUGGCUACAGGAGCAUGCCUGCUCACGUACCUAUGGUCUUGGAACGCGACUGCCUUGGGACGAGCAGUGGCUGAUUGAGUCCCUAUCAGACUCCACCAUCUACAUGGCUUACUACACCAUAGCCCACCUUCUGCAGGGAGGUGUGCUUAACGGACAAGGAGAGUCACCACUUGGCAUCAAGCCAGAGCAGAUGACCAGAGAGGUGUGGGACUUUAUCUUCUUUAAGACUUCUCCUUUCCCCAAGACAGACAUCCCCAAAGAACAUCUGCAGAAGCUAAGGAGGGAGUUUGAGUACUGGUACCCCGUGGAUGUUCGUGUAUCUGGAAAAGACCUGGUGCCCAACCAUUUGUCAUACUACCUGUACAACCAUGUGGCCAUGUGGCCCAAAGACAAUGGGAAGUGGCCACAAGCAGUGCGAGCUAAUGGACAUCUGCUCCUCAACUCUGAAAAGAUGUCCAAAUCAACAGGAAAUUUCCUCACUCUCACCCAAGCCAUUGACAAGUUUUCAGCAGACGGUAUGCGUCUGGCUCUAGCUGACGCUGGGGACACAGUGGAGGAUGCUAACUUUGUAGAGACCAUGGCUGAUGCCGGCAUCCUGCGCCUCUACACAUGGGUGGAAUGGGUGAAGGAGAUGAUUGCCAACCAGAACAACCUGAGGACGGGACCUGCAGACACAUUCAAUGAUCGGGUUUUCGCCAGUGAGAUGAAUGCAGGCAUUCUGAAGACAGAGCAGCACUAUGAGAGGAUGAUGUACAAGGAGGCUUUGAAGAGCGGCUUUUUUGAGUUUCAGGCAGCCAAAGAUAAGUAUCGGGAGCUGGCCAUCGAAGGCAUGCACAGAGACCUCGUCUUCCAGUUCAUAGAGAGGCAAACGCUGCUGCUGGCCCCCAUCUGCCCACACCUUUGUGAAUACACUUGGGGUCUGCUUGGCAAAACUGGUUCUCUGGUGAAGGCAUCAUGGCCUCUUGCCGGGCCUGUUGACGAGAUUCUGAUCCGUUCCUCUCAGUAUUUAAUGGAAACUGCACAUGACCUUCGUCUGCGACUCAAAGCCUACAUGCUUCCCCCAAAAAACAAGAAAGGUGACUCCAAGCCUCCAGCCAAGCCCUCCCACUGCACCAUCUACGUGGCCAAGAGCUACCCUCCAUGGCAGCACAGUGCCUUAUCCCUGCUCGGCAAGCACUACAAGAGCAACAAUGGGGUUCUUCCAGACAACAAAGUGAUAGCAAGUGAACUGGGAGCCCUGCCUGAACUGAAGAAAUACAUGAAGAGAGUCAUGCCUUUUGUAGCCAUGAUCAAGGAGAACCUGGAGAAGAAUGGGCCCAGGGUCUUGGAUCUGGAGCUGGAAUUUGAUGAGCGAACAGUUCUCAUGGAGAACCUGGUCUACUUGACCAAUUCUUUGGAGUUGGAGCAGAUUGAUGUCUUGUUUGCCUCUGAGGCUGAUGACAAAGUGAAGGAGGACUGUUGCCCAGGGAAACCGUUCAGUGUUUUCAGAUCAGAGCCUGGAGUUUCUGUGUUCUUGGUCAACCCACAACCGUCCAAUGGCAUGUUUUCUACAAAGGUUGACAUCCAACAGGGGGACAACAGAGACAGCAUUGUGCGCAGGCUAGCCAAGGUCAACAGACUCAUUAAAGAUCUGUCCAAAGUCAAGUUGAUGAGGUAUGAGGACCCUGUAUUGGGGUCUCGCCGGCUGCCCAUCUUGGGACAGGAGGAACGAGGCAAACUGCCCAUCUCCAACAAAUCUGUGUUCAACAUCAAUCUGGAGGAGAAGAAGGUCACUCUGGCUGACAACGGCCUCACCGUAGACAUUGGGGACACUUUGGUUUAUCUGGUUAAUUAGAAUAACGUUGUCACAGACAAGUGGGAGACAUGUGCAGCAGUGAAUCCUUUGUUGACAAUUCAGAUGCAUCAAGAAAUGUUACAACAAAACAACUUAUUUUGACUCAGAGCAAAUGGCCAGCACCUUAUAGAUGUACCUGUUUUAUAAUUAAUGCAGACCAGGAUAAAAAGAAAAACUUAGCACUCUUCAGCUUUUUUUCACUGCUGAGUGUGAUGUCGGGGGGAUACUGAAACUAGCGGGACCUGAAAUGUUGGCUUCUAUCUUCCUAUUUGAAACAAAUUCUACAUUUGUAGUACAUCCAGAUCUAGCUCUGGGCUAUCCCUCUGAUAUGGUUUUCUUCUAAAGGGGGCAGUAUUACAAAACAGUUAUCACAAAAUAAUACAAACCUAUCCUUAAAGUUUUAACUUUUCUUUGCCAUGGUUGUAGUCGAGGAUGGCACUAGAAUUUGUGAUCUGUUCUGCAGGACUCAGUCCUGAAAUCAUCUGUACAGCUUAUUCUUGUCACAGAAACCACUGAUUUGAUGCAUGUUUGCACUGUAAGACUGCUCCUGCAUCCUCCAGAAUGCCUGAUGUUUUCAUACACAGGGUGACAUGUCUUGUGUUUUUAUACAUCCAAGGUGAGGCUUAUCUUUCCCUUAUGUUUUGUCAGCCAGUUUUCCUGUUUUCUAGCUGUGGAUGGACCUUGUCUGGCUUUUCCAGAUAAUUAAUAAAACCUAUGAAACAUUAAA
Molecule: messenger RNA, 4394 nt
Organism: Archocentrus centrarchus (flier cichlid)
Lineage: Eukaryota; Metazoa; Chordata; Actinopteri; Cichliformes; Cichlidae
Gene: lars1b
Product: leucyl-tRNA synthetase 1b
Exons: 32
Coding region: 113-3667 (1184 amino acids)
Biological process (GO): leucyl-tRNA aminoacylation
Molecular function (GO): aminoacyl-tRNA deacylase activity; leucine-tRNA ligase activity; ATP binding
Source: RefSeq, a predicted model, not a curated record